CGGGAGACCAGGGUGUGCCCUAGAGAUCCCCACCAGAGAGACUUGAUGAACUCUCCCGUCAGCCACUCCCUCUGGUAUAAGGGCCGCCUGCAGCCGGCCACCGCCCCACACUCCCUCACUUCUCUCAGGACAAGCGGUCAGCUCAGACCCUCAAGAUGGCCUUUGUCCCAGCACCAGGCUACCAGCCCACCUACAACCCGACUCUGCCCUACAAGAGGCCCAUCCCAGGAGGCCUCAAUGUUGGAAUGUCCGUUUACGUCCAAGGAGUAGCCAAAGAGAACAUGAAACGACACCUUCUCUCUGGCCUCCAGGUCGUGGUAAAUGGAAAUCCCUUCUAUGAAUAUAGGCACCGGCUGCCGCUACAGAUGGUCAACCAUCUGCAUGUGGAUGGAGACUUGGAACUCCAGUCAAUCAACUUCCUGGGAGGCCAAUCUGCCCCAGCCCCAUAUCCGGGACAUAUGGCUAGCCCACCUCAACCUGGUCCUGGGUACUACCCUCCACAGAUGAACAGCCUGCCUGUCAUGGCGGGACCCCCAACCUUCAAUCCGCCUGUGCCAUAUGUGGGGACCCUACAUGGGGGGCUUAUAGCCCGAAGGACCAUCAUCGUCAAGGGUUAUAUACUUCCCACAGCCAAGAACUUUAUCAUCAACUUCAAGGUGGGGUCGUCCGGGGACAUAGCUCUCCACAUCAACCCUCGCAUGGGUGAGGGCGUGGUUCGCAACAGCUUUAUGAACGGCUCCUGGGGCUCCGAGGAGAGGAAGAUCAGCUACAACCCAUUUGGCCCUGGGCAGUUCUUUGAUCUGUCAAUCCGCUGCGGCACCGAUCGAUUCAAAGUGUUCGCCAACGGCCAGCACCUUUUCGACUACUCACAUCGGUUCCAGGCGUUCCAGAGGAUAGACAUGCUGGAGAUCAAAGGUGACAUCACCUUGUCCUAUGUCCAGAUCUGAGCUCCUCCUGGGGAAGACGGAAGGCCCCCCAGUUCUGUCUAAGCCCUAAUAAAACGUCUAAGGGG
Peromyscus maniculatus bairdii (prairie deer mouse) is the source of this 1012-nucleotide messenger RNA. Lineage: Eukaryota; Metazoa; Chordata; Mammalia; Rodentia; Cricetidae. The record is from RefSeq and is a predicted model, not a curated record.